UCGUCUCUCUCCUUUCCUCUGUAUCAACCUAAAGCGUACCAACCAACUUUUAAAUUUACCUGAUGAUCUUUCAUUUAUCGCAUUUGCUCUACUUUUACCCCAUUUACAAGCAUGACUGCAGAAAUAGUGCAGUGUAAGAGGUGACUUGCAGCACAUCAACAUCAAGGUCCAGACACCAAACGCAGACACCAGUACAGGAUGUGUUGACAUCUCACAUCAUCCCAGCAGCUCUCCUUAGUACCAUGGAGCUCGCUUUGCAGGCCUCUGCUUCAUCUGCACCACUCUACAACACUAGCCUGCCAACAAAUCCCUCAGGGAAUUACACUAUUGACCAAAUCUCUGAUGUCAACCUAUUUGAAAUCCUUGGUCCAAAACGAUCUCCCUUCUUUUGUCCAGUGACCAUAGUUUACCUUCUCAUCUUUCUCACUGGUUUGACUGGAAAUCUGCUUACAUGUGCAGUUAUAGCAAAGCACAAGAAGAUGCGAAACCCUACCAACUUUUAUCUAGUGAGCCUAGCUGUGUCUGAUCUCCUUGUGCUUAUGUUUGGAAUGCCCUUAGAGAUUUAUGACCUCUGGCAAAACUACCCAUUUCCCUUCGGUGAAGGCGGCUGCUACUUCAAGACCUUCCUUUUUGAAACCGUCUGCUUUGCCUCCAUCCUCAACGUCACAGCGCUGAGUGUGGAGAGGUACAUUGCCGUUGUACAUCCUCUCAAAACACGAUACCUGUCGACCAACCAGCAUGCCAAACGUGUCAUCACAAUUGUGUGGGUGGUGUCGAUGAUCUGUGCAAUCCCCAACACCUCACUGCAUGGCAUUUUCUACUUGCCAGAAAGAAUGGAGGAGUCAGCCAUAUGUGCUGUGCUCAAGCCCAUAUGGAUCUAUAACUUAGUCAUGCAAAUCACAACUGUGUUCUUCUACUUUGUUCCAAUGAUGAUUAUUACCAUACUGUACUUAGUGAUGGGCAUUCAUUUGAGCAGGGAAAGGCAACAUGCCAGAGGGAACUUAGGAAAGAAUUGCUGUAGCAGCACCAGAAAGAAGAUCAGCGUGGAGAACAGGCGCAGAAGACAAGUCAUCAAGAUGCUUUCAAUUGUGGUGGGAGUGUUUGGAGUCUGCUGGGCGCCCUUCCACAUCGAGCGGCUCCUGUGGAGUUCAGUCAGUCAGUGGACUGACUUGAUGCACAACGUUUAUCAGUAUGUCCACCUACUAUCGGGCAUCUUCUUCUACCUCAGCUCUGCAGUCAACCCUAUCAUCUACAGCCUACUCUCCACACGGUUCAGGGAGUGUUUCCGGGAACUUGUGUGCUCUCACUUGGAAGACAACAGCUCUGUCAGAGACUCCCCACCUAAUAUUCUGCUGGAGCCCUCUAUUUCAAGGUCCAGAACUCUGACAGAGGGUAAGGAGUCCAGUUCUAUCAUCCCUUUGCUGUCACCUAACGUAAGUAUGGACACUGCAGUCCUCACUUACAAGUGCAAAGAGACGACUUGCAAGACCUCUGUGUUCUGAAAUAUGUUUUAAAUGAGUAAAGAAGCAGCUAAAUCAGAGUCACUUUGAUACGAUAGACUGAUAUUUGGGGACAUGUUUAUGUGCUUUAAUACAAACAGACUGACAUUGUAUUGAAUAUCAGUCUUCUGCUGCUACUAGUGGAAGCAGUUAGCCUGACACCAUCAGAAGCUGAAUUUAAAUUGAAAAA
Melanotaenia boesemani (Boeseman's rainbowfish) is the source of this 1689-nucleotide messenger RNA. RefSeq names its product neuromedin U receptor 3 (gene nmur3). The coding region runs from base 243 to 1502 and encodes 419 amino acids. Gene Ontology annotation, cellular component: plasma membrane. Gene Ontology annotation, biological process: G protein-coupled receptor signaling pathway. The transcript is spliced from 3 exons. Lineage: Eukaryota; Metazoa; Chordata; Actinopteri; Atheriniformes; Melanotaeniidae. Gene Ontology annotation, molecular function: neuromedin U receptor activity. The record is from RefSeq and is a predicted model, not a curated record.